This is a messenger RNA of Entamoeba histolytica HM-1:IMSS, 2916 nucleotides long. RefSeq lists its product as uncharacterized. The transcript has a single exon. The record is from RefSeq and is a predicted model, not a curated record. The coding region runs from base 1 to 2916 and encodes 971 amino acids. NCBI's taxonomy places the organism in Eukaryota, Evosea, Mastigamoebida, Endamoebidae.
AUGACUGAACAUAUUUUUGAGAAAAUCUCUUUAAAUCUAUCAAAUGUUAUUAAUAAUUGUGUCUACAAGCAAACUACGUUGAAAGAUGCUCAAAAUGAAAUUAAAGAAACAAUGAAUGUUAUUAUUAAUCAAUACAACCAUUAUAUUAGCAAAGAUAUUAUGGAUGAAAUACUUAUUUUAACGUCAAAAUUAUUAUAUUCACAAAAUAUUGAAUCACUAAUUAUUGAUUUGAAUAAAUUAAAUGGAGUAAUAAGAAGAAUUAUAGAAAGGAUGGUGAAUGUUUGUAAAACAGUAAAUUGGUAUGAACAAGUAAAAUUAAGAGUUGUACAAAAAGAAAUGUUUGCAUCGGAAUUGAUGGUUCCAAAAGAAAUAGAAUAUGAAAAAAGAAUUGAAAUAUUUAAGACAUAUAUUCACAAUGACAUUAAAAUUCAUGACUCAGACGAUAAAAAUGCUGUUAUCAAUACCCUUAGAAAAUUAAUAAUAAUUUUAUUUCUUCCUAUCCAUACAAAAUCUACAAAAGUAAAUAAAAAUAAUAUAAAAAUUAUAUUUUAUUGUAAUCACUCAGGAAAAACAAAGGAAACGUGUAAAGGAAGAGAUUGUGAAUAUAAAAUAAUUUUAAGAUUAGGAUUUGAUAAUAAAAAUAAUAUUAUAGAAAUUAAUGAACAUAAACAUCCUUUAGAUUAUUUUUUUGUUGUAUCAAAAACUUGUCCUUUGUUAAAAUGUGAGAAACAAUUAAUUCCAAAAGCAAAUAAUGAAAUAAUAAAAUUUAUUGCAAAUCAUCCUCAUAUUCAAAUUCCUUUUAGAAAAUUUAGACAAAUUCAGAGAGAAGAAGAUAAAAAUCACAUUUUAGAAAAUAUAUUUCUUUCAGAAACAUUUUUUGAAAAUGAGUCAUUUAUUAAAUUAACAAAUACUUUCACUAAUGGGUAUAUUCAUUCUAUGUUAUUCAUUCAUAAGAAAGUGGCUCAAAUGGAAUAUAGUAAAAGAAAAUGGUAUGUUGAUGAUACUGCUAAAACAAAUAUAUAUAAUAAAAAUUUAUAUGUUAUUAUUGUAAAAGAUGAUAAUUCUUUUAACCAACUUCUUUCUUUUGGUUAUUUAUUUGAUCAAUCUGAAUGUUCAUAUAAAUUCUUUCUUCAUCAACUUUAUAACAUUUUAAAUUAUACUCCUCAAAUAAUUGUUUGUGAUCGUUGCAUUGCUCAAUACAAUGCUUUAAAACUUUUAUUUCCUCAUUCUAAACUAUUUUUCUGUAGAAUUCAUAUAGAAAGAUCUUUGAAAAAAUAUUUUAAGAAUGAUCAUAUAAUAAUGAAAUUAUUUCAUUUAACAAUGAAUAUGAAAUUAAAUGAAAAUGAUUUAAUUGAAACAUGGAAAAGUAUUAUAAUGAAAAAUAUUAAAAAUAUAGAAGAAGAUAGUGAUGAUGAUGAAAAUACUUGUUAUGGUGAUAAUGAAAGUAAUGAUGAAGAAGAAAAUGAUGAUCAAUUGUUUGAACCAGAUACAAGUGAUAUUAUAAAUUCAACAGAUAGACAUAACACAUUACAAGAUAAUAUUGAACAAAUGAUAGAAGAAGCAAAAGAAUUAAAUAUUAAUAAAGGAUUAAUGUGUUUAAUUGAUUUAAUUCAACACAAAGAAAAUUGGAUUCCUUCAGAAUGUAUCAAAUAUGGAAUGUAUCGUGAUUUUACAACAAAUCGAGUAGAAGGUUUCUUUGGACAUUUAAAAAAAAUAAUUAAUCAUAAUAAUCUUCCUUUAUAUUUAUUAACAGACAAUAUUUAUGCACUUGCAAAUACAAUGUUUAGUAAUAUAAUUGGGAUUGAUCUUCCUGAUGAAAUUAUAGAUAAAAAUGUUCCUCAUUUUAAUUUAUUGACUGAAUUUUCAAAGAAAGUCUUAAAAUCUCAAUACAACGUAUUAAAUAAUAAUGUAAUAUGUGAUGACACUCAUUAUUGUAUUAGUUGUCAAAUAAGAAAUGUUAAUCCUAAAGUAGCAUGGCCUUGUUAUCAUUUGAUGAAAGAAAGAAAAACUAUGUCAUUAAAAUAUCUUAUUAAUUAUGAUGACCUUCCAUCAUUUGCUUUUAAAUCAAAAGAAAUUAAAGUAAAUUGGACUGAUAAAUCAAUUUCUAAUAUUGAUUUACCAAAUAAUUAUACUUUGAUAGCAAAUGUAAUUGUAAAUAAAAUAAAACAUAAUACAAAUGUACAUCCAAGGAAUAAAGUUGAUAUUAGGAAAAGAACUUCAAAAGAAGUAUUUUUUAAUGAAAUUGCUCCAUUUCAAUUGAAGAAGUGUAGAAUUCCUGAAAAAAGUAAAUGUGAAGAAGAUAAUAUUGAAGAAAGAAUGUCAUCAAUUCAUUCACAAAAUUCUAACACUCAACUAUCUCAAAUUGAAAUAUAUACUGAUGAAAUACAUGAAUAUGAUAGUAUAUUAACAGAAGAUGAAUUUGAGAAGAUAAUGAAAACAUUUAAUGUUCCACCAAAAUGUAUGUUAUGUGGUUUUUCAAUGAAUAAUAAUAUAUAUCAAUUACCACAUAAUAUUAAUGAAAUACAAACAAUUAUAUUCCCAUUUUCAUCAAAAAAUAAAUAUGGAUUCAUAGCAUAUGUUAAUAGAAUUAAUAUAACAGGGAAAGAAAGAAAAGAUUGUGUAGUACAUAUUAAAUAUGGGAAUGUUAAAUAUCCAGAGUUUAUGAGAGGAAUGAAUAAACAAUUAAUGAGUGUGUUAGAAUUACCAAAUGAACCAAUAAUUUAUUCUAUAAAAAUUAAUGAAUGUAUUGGACAAAUAAAACAUAAUGGUUAUAUAACACUUUUCUUAAUAGAAUCUUUCAUAAAUAAAAGAAAAGAAGAUGUUAUAACAGGAAGAUCAAAGAAUCUAAGAGAAUAUAUUUCAAUAGAAAAAAUGAUAGAAUCAUUCAAACGUUAUAAAAAAAUUAAAUCUAAUUAG